Vanessa atalanta (red admiral) is the source of this 1660-nucleotide messenger RNA. RefSeq names its product cysteine desulfurase, mitochondrial (gene Nfs1). Gene Ontology annotation, molecular function: pyridoxal phosphate binding; cysteine desulfurase activity. Bases 80 to 1444 code for a protein of 454 amino acids. The transcript has 8 exons. Lineage: Eukaryota; Metazoa; Arthropoda; Insecta; Lepidoptera; Nymphalidae. Gene Ontology annotation, biological process: [2Fe-2S] cluster assembly. Gene Ontology annotation, cellular component: nucleus; mitochondrion; cytosol. The record is from RefSeq and is a predicted model, not a curated record.
UAUGUGACUGCCAAUGUCGUAGUCACUAAGCUAUUGAAAAAUAUAAAAAAAAAUCUGAAUAAGAAAAAAGAACUUAAAGAUGUUUCGGGUUAUUAAAAAUAUUUCGCCAAUUGUUUCUAGAAACUUAUUACAAAGAUAUCCCCAAAAAGUAAAUGCAGUUCUGAUGGUUAUACAAGACAAACGUUUCUUAUCAGAUUCCGCAAAUGAAAGAUUUGCUCUUAAACACGAGGAGAUUGGACGUCCCCUCUAUUUCGACGCACAAGCAACAACCCCUGUUGACCCCAGGGUACUGGAUGCAAUGCUGCCAUUCUUGGUAAAUUAUCAUGGCAAUCCACAUUCUCGUACACACGCUUAUGGAUGGGAAAGUGAAGCAGGAGUAGAAAAUGCAAGAGAGCAAGUAGCUAAUCUUAUCGGCGCUGAUCCAAAAGAAAUAGUGUUUACUUCUGGAGCAACUGAAUCUAAUAACAUAUCUGUUAAGGGAGUAGCUCACUUCUAUGCUCCAAGAAAAAAACAUAUUGUAACGACACAAAUUGAACAUAAAUGCGUACUGGACUCUUGUCGAGCAUUAGAAGGAGAAGGGUUCAAAAUAACAUAUUUGCCAGUGGGUCCUAAUGGUAUCAUUAAUUUAAGUGAUCUUGAAGAGGCACUGACACCUGAAACAAGCUUAGUUUCAAUAAUGACUGUAAACAAUGAAAUUGGAGUGAUGCAACCCAUUGCCGACAUAGGUGCAAUGUGUAAGAAGAAAAAGAUUUUUUUUCAUACUGAUGCAGCUCAAGCAAUCGGCAAAGUACCUAUAGAUGUAAAUAGUAUGAAUAUUGAUCUCAUGUCAAUAUCUGGCCAUAAAAUAUAUGGGCCUAAAGGUGUUGGAGCCUUGUAUAUAAGGCGUCGGCCAAGAGUACGAGUCGAACCAAUUCAAAGUGGUGGAGGGCAGGAGAGAGGAAUGAGAAGUGGAACAGUCCCUACACCUUUAGUUGUGGGAUUAGGUGCAGCGUGUGAUUUGGCAAAACGUGAAAUGGCCUAUGAUCAUGCUUGGAUGCAGAAGUUGGCAGAUAGAUUUUUAGACAAAAUCUAUUCAAAAUUGACACAUGUGAUAAGAAAUGGAGAUCCUAAGUUUACAUAUCCAGGAUGCCUUAAUUUAUCAUUUGCAUAUGUUGAAGGUGAGUCCUUACUAAUGGCAUUAAAAGAUGUGGCUUUAUCAAGUGGAUCAGCAUGCACUUCAGCAUCUCUGGAACCCUCUUAUGUGUUAAGAGCUAUUGGAACAGAUGAAGAUUUGGCACAUAGUUCUAUAAGAUUUGGACUAGGAAGAUUUACUACAUUAGAAGAGGUAGAUUAUACAGCUGAAAAGACAAUUCGACAUGUAGAACGACUAAGAGAGAUGAGCCCACUUUGGGAGAUGGUUCAAGACGGAGUUGACAUAAAAACAAUUCAAUGGUCCCAGCACUAGAUUCAACAUCAUAUCACAUGAGGCACUCCAUUAUUUAAAAACUAUGCAUGAAAUUCAAAAUUUUUAGGUGAAAGACAAAGAUCUGGCUAAAACUUUUAGGUUCAUUAUAUAACAUAACUGUGUUAAUUAUAUGAUGACAUCAGUAAUAGUAGUUUAUAAAAUGACAUUUAAAUGUGAUAAUAAUGCACUAAGUAUUGGAACACAAACUAUAUUCAU